AUGGUCUGCGUUCACGGGCGGUAUCGGCGACGUGUGGAAGACACCAUCUUGAAGGCCCAGGAGUCCAGGCAGCCGGCGAUGCACAAGAACAAGUUCGUUGAGGUCUGCGAAGCCAUGCUCCCGCCGAACAUCCGCUUGACGGGCGAGGCAGCAGAUCUGCUCCGGUCUGCGGCCGAGGAGAUGGCGGUCGACUACUUGCGUGCACUGCAGGCGGCAUCGACUGGAAGGGGAGCUUGCGAGAUCAAGCCGCCAGAUGUGCAGACGGUCCGCGUGGCACUUUCAACGGCAGCAAGAUGGCGCGGGAUUCUCGCCGCUUAG
This is a messenger RNA of Symbiodinium necroappetens, 318 nucleotides long. The record is from the annotation of a GenBank genome assembly. NCBI's taxonomy places the organism in Eukaryota, Dinophyceae, Suessiales, Symbiodiniaceae.